CUCCGCUUCAGUCGUCGUUACAUGUCUUUGUGUUCUGUUGAACACCUGCCUGCGAUUGUCUCCCUCACUUUCCCUCUGUCCUCUCAUUUUCUCUGACUCUGUCGCUCCCCUCCCCUCUCCCUCUCUUAUGAAAGAGCUGGCUUCAGCAGUCUGACUGAACCGAGCGAUGCAUUCCCACUCGCACACCGGGCGCUGCUGCCCCGUACGAGCUAAUUGCUGCUGGGUCCGUGUGUGUUCCCGGCUGCGGCUCAGCACUGAGGAUACGGAGCUCCCUGCGUGCUGCUAGGCAGCCCAGACUCAUUCUGCCGCAUUCAUGCCUCCUACCGCCACCAUUACGCAGAGGAAUUCCCUGCUGUCUCCUCGACCGCUGCUCACAGACAGAGUGAGUGUUGGUUAGAGAGAGAGAGGGGGAGAGAGAGAGGAGAGGAGACGGGCUGCAAAGCGACACUGACAGAUAGAGGACAGAGCUGGAUUUUGUGCUGGAUUGACACAUGGAGAUGCACCGCGUCUGUUUAUGUGGGAAGUACUUUUUAUGGCAUUUAUCGCUGACCUUUGUGCUAUGGGAUUGCGCACAUAUGUAAGAAGGAACACCGUGUAUUUAUGUGUGCGUGAGUGAGUGAGUGUGUGAGCGGCCGUUCCUGAUGCGGUCUGAACGGGCGAGCCGUGUGUGUAUUGUGGUGCUGGAGGAGGUGGAGGAGGACGAGCCCUCUCCUUCAUCCCCACCUCCUCGGCCCAAAGCGUCUCAUCAAGUCUCUGGAAGGGUUGUCGCGCAGGACGACAAGCCAUCCCUGCUGAGAGCCAUCUUUAACGUGGACCCAGACGAAGUUCGCUCUCUUAUCUUUAAGAAAGAGGAUGUCAACGUUCAGGACAACGAGAAGCGAAGCCCUCUUCACGCCGCAGCGUACCUCGGAGACGCUGAGAUCAUUGAGUUGCUCAUCCUUUCAGGAGCCAGGGUUAAUGCCAAAGAUAACAAGUGGUUGACUCCUCUACACCGAGCUGUGGCUUCUUGUAGCGAGGACGCGGUGACGGUGCUGCUGAAGCACAGCGCAGACGUAAACGCUAGGGACAAGAACUGGCAGACGCCGCUUCACGUAGCGGCCAGCAACAAGGCGGUCCGCUGUGCCGAGGCUCUGGUGCCGCUGCUGAGCAACGUCAACGUGUCGGACCGCGCAGGACGCACUGCGCUGCACCACGCUGCCUUUAGUGGCCAUAUAGAGAUGGUGAAGCUGCUGCUCUCCAGAGGAGCCAACAUUAAUGCGUUUGACAAGAAGGACAGGAGAGCCAUCCACUGGGCAGCCUACAUGGGUCACCUGGAGGUUGUUAAGUUGCUGGUGGCCAGUGGAGCUGAGGUCGACUGUAAGGACAAGAAGGCUUACACGCCACUCCAUGCAGCCGCCUCCAGUGGCAUGAGCAGCACGGUGCACUACUUGCUGAGCCUGGGUGUCCAUGUGAACGAGGUUAACGCCUAUGGCAACACGCCGCUCCAUUUGGCCUGCUACAACGGACAGGACGUGGUGGUCGGCGAGCUCAUCGAGGCCGGAGCGAGCGUAAAUCAAGUAAACGAGAGAGGCUUUUCUGCACUUCACUUCGCUUCGUCUUCACGCCAAGGCGCGCUGUGCCAGGAGCUGCUGCUGGCCCACGGAGCAUGCAUCAACUUGAAGAGUAAGGAUGGUAAGACUCCGCUUCACAUGGCAGCUACACAUGGGCGCUUCUCCUGCUCCCAGGCCCUCAUUCAAAAUGGAGCCGAGAUUGACUGUGAAGACAGAAGCAGGAACACCGCCCUUCACAUCGCAGCCCGCUACGGCCAUGAGCUCAUCAUCACGUCGCUCAUCAAAGACGGAGCCAACACUGCCAAGAGAGGCAUUCACGGGAUGUUACCGCUACACCUGGCAGCUCUCAGCGGCUUCUCCGAUUGCUGCAGGAAGCUGCUGUCCUCAGGAUUUGUCAUAGACACCCCCGAUGACUUUGGAAGGACCUGUCUGCAUGCAGCUGCAGCUGGGGGAAACCUGGAGUGUCUGAACCUGCUGUUGAACACAGGAGCUGACUUUAACAGGAAGGACAACUUUGGCAGGGCUCCGCUCCACUACGCAUCCGCCAACUGUAACUACCAGUGUGUGUUUGCGCUGGUGGGCUCUGGGGCCAGUGUUAACGAUCUGGAUCAGAACAGCUGCAGCCCUUUGCACUACGCGGCGGCUGCCGACACGGAGGGAAAAUGUGUGGAGUACCUGCUGAGGAACGACGCAGACCCAGGCGUGAAGGACAGGCAGGGCUACAACGCAGUGCACUACGCCUCCGCCUACGGCCGCACACUCUGCCUGGAGCUGAUCGCAAGUGUGAGACCGCUCGAUGUGUUAAUGGAGACCUCCGGAACCGACAUCCUGAGGGACUCAGACAGUCAGGCCCCCCUAAGUCCGCUCCAUCUGGCGGCUUACCACGGACACUGCGGGGCGCUGGACGUCCUCCUGGCCUCCCUGCUGGACGUGGACGCGCGCAGCCCGGACGGACGCACCCCGCUAAGUUUAGCCUGCUCCAGGGGCCAUCAGGAAUGCGCUUCCCUGCUGCUCCAUCACGGAGCCUCCCCCAUGACCCGCGACUAUAUAUACAAAAAGACAACCUUACAUGCUGCAGCUAUGAAUGGCCACCCAGAGUGCCUGCACCUGCUUCUGAGUAGCAACAAUCAACACAUCAACGUGGAUGCACAAGACAACAACAGACAGACUCCCCUGAUGUUGGCAGUGCUGAACGGACACACAGAGUGUGUGUACUCUCUGCUCAAUCAAGGAGCCUGUGUGGAGACCCAGGACCGUUGGAGUCGGACAGCCCUGCACCGCGGGGCUGCCACAGGCCAGGAUGAGUGUGUGGAGGCCCUCCUCCAGCGAGGGGCCAGCGUGUGUGUGAAGGACAUCCGGGGCCGCACCCCGCUGCACCUGGCUUCAGCUUGUGGCCACGUGGGAGUCCUGGGGACUCUCCUGCAGACCACGCCGCCCUCCCUCCCUCACCUCACAGACAGCCAGGGCUACACGCCGUUACACUGGGCCUGCUAUAACGGUUACGACGCAUGUGUGGAGGUUUUGUUAGAUCACGAGGCGUUCAGGAAGAUCAAGGGAAACUCCUUCAGCCCGCUGCACUGUGCUGUUAUGAACGAUAACGAGGGCGUGGCCGAGAUGCUAAUCGACUGCCUCGGUGCAAACAUCGUCAACACCACGGACUCCAAGGGAAGAACCCCCCUCCACGCCGCCGCGUUUUCUGACCACGUGGAGUGCAUUUCUCUUCUCCUGAGCCACGGAGCUAAGGCCAACGCCGUCGACGCGCUCGCGCACAAAACACCGCUGAUGAUGGCGGCUCUGAACGGACAGACCAACGCCGUGGAAGUGCUGGUGAGCAGUGGGAAAACAGACUUGUCCCUGCAGGAUGUAGACAGGAACACGGCUCUGCAUCUGGCGUGUAGCAAAGGCCAUGAAACGGGCGCGUUGUUGAUUCUCGAGAAAAUCAGCGACAGGAACCUGAUCAACUGCACCAAUGCUGCUCUCCAGACGCCGCUGCACGUAGCAGCCAGGAUGGGGCUAACGGUGGUGGUCCAGGAGCUGCUGGGAAAAGGAGCCAGCGUUUUGGCGGUGGACGAGAACGGUUACACCCCAGCUUUGGCCUGUGCUCCGAAUCGCGACGUCGCCGACUGCUUGGCCCUCAUCCUCAACUCGAUGAUGCCCACCUCCCCCAUGGUGACGAUCGCCGCCAUUCCCGCUUUGUCCCUCACCCAGACGGUGAUCAACCACCACCCGACCUCAAACCACAUCUCCAAAGGAGUUGCGUUCGACACUCCGCCAUCUCUGAGACCCGACCACGCCUCAUACUGCAGGCCAGAGAGGCCGCUGUCCUCCGUUUCCGCGGACGACGAGCUGAACGACUCGGACUCGGAGACCUACUGAGGACUUUUGGAGACGGCCUCAUGAUCCCGGCAGGCUAGCCAAACCGCUCAGGAGCCUUAAUAGAUAACUGACUGAAAGAUGGGGUGGAGGGAAAGUAGAGCAGGUGAUUUUUGGGGUAAGCUUCCUUUAAAUCAUUUUAAAAAUAGCCUUUUAUACAAACCACACAUAGUGCCUUGCAAUUGCAUUCCUACCCACUGUCGUUUUUCAGAUCUCGUCACGUUACAGCAACAAACUUCAGUUUAUUUUAUUGGGAUUUUAUGUGAACUUUUUGUCUGUUAUUCUCUGCAAAAUAAUACAACCUCAAUCAGAUUGGAUCUGUGAAGGUAAGGUAAUUUUAUUAUAUCGGCAACAAGGCAAUUCAAAGUGAAGAUCAUACUUAGAAGACUUGCUACAGAGUUUCAGUUUGACUUCAAUUUAAACUUGAAAAUAAAUCCACUUUGAUCUAAAGCAUUAAACGGCAGCUCUGACUGUGUUUAGGACAAUUUUCCUGCUAUGUGCUAAACCCCACGUCCAGUCCAUCGACGCUUCAACAGCUUUGUUUUCUAUAAUGUUUUGCCAACAUGUUAAAUGUUGGUCUCAACUGCAGAGUUCACCUCCAUGGUGAAACUGGAGCACCUGUUUUUAACUUAACCUUGUGUUAAACUUCUCCACUAUGAUUCUAUAAAUGUAGCUGAUGUCAAAUGCUUGCUGCGAUUCCUUCUACUUUAUUACUAUUCACUACCUUUUUGUCACAUAAAAUCCCCAUUUGCAUUGCUUAGAAGUCUGUCGUUGUAAGAUGACAAAACGUGAAAAGGCUGAAGUGGUAUGAAUACUUUUGCAAGGCUCUGUACUUUGUUCCCUGAGGUGCAUACCGGAGCAGAAACACUACACUUCUAUGAAAGCACUGUACGGUCAGUAACAUGACCAGUAUUUUUAAAACGUAACAGCAGUAUUUCCUUUUUUUUUUUAAAUGAGUUAAGGCUGUACUGUAUGUGAAUUUUUAACCCUUUUGAAAGGUUUUUCCUCCAAACGAGCAUCAAGUGAAGCUCAGAGGGAACAGAGGGAGAACCUUAUGGGACCAGCUGACUGUACUUCAGUUGUUGUUUUUUUUAACUUGGUUCUUUGAGCUAUCAUGGUAGACGCCGAUGACCGUUACUCAUGAACAUUAAUAAUGCUGCGUUGGGUAGCCACAUUUCCCAGGAGGAUGACAUUGGUAUUGAUUUUUAUUUUACUUUUUCCGUAUUUAUUUUUAAGUGUAGACUAAAAUCUUUGAGCUGAUUCUGACAGCAGGUGGAUGUCAGACCUCGUUACUGUACACGAUUCAGACGUCUGUUGACUGACGAGCUGAACGAACCCUUGAAUCCUGCAAUGAUGUAACUGCUUCAUGUUUGUAUUCUGUACUGGAGACAGUGUGUGGAUGCAUGUUAAUGAGUGUGUGUGUGUGUGUGUGCGUGCGUGUGUGUGUGAGAGAGAAAUAAAGAUAUGACUAAAUAUUGCCUUUUUAGAAAUAUGCAAAGUUCAGACAAGUUGGAUGCCGUUGGUGUAUUGUUUGUAAAAAAAAAAACGUAUAAAAUAACAGAUGAAUAAAAA
Molecule: messenger RNA, 5495 nt
Organism: Poecilia reticulata (guppy)
Lineage: Eukaryota; Metazoa; Chordata; Actinopteri; Cyprinodontiformes; Poeciliidae
Gene: ankrd28a
Product: ankyrin repeat domain 28a
Molecular function (GO): protein binding
Source: RefSeq, a predicted model, not a curated record